This is a messenger RNA of Miscanthus lutarioriparius, 1044 nucleotides long. Lineage: Eukaryota; Viridiplantae; Streptophyta; Magnoliopsida; Poales; Poaceae. The record is from the annotation of a GenBank genome assembly.
AUGGUGCAUCAGGCUCAGGGGCAGCUUGUGCAGGAGCUGGCCACCGGCGGCCUCCCCGCGCCGCCGAGCCGGUACGUGCUCAGGGAGGAGGACCGUCCAACCGGUGGCGGCGCGGCGCCGGAGCUGGAAUUCCCCCCCGUGGACGUGCGCCGCCUGGCCGAGCCCGGCGACACGGACGAGGCCGCCAAACUUCAGGCGGCGCUCCAGUCCUGGGGGCUCUUCGCGGUGACCGGCCAUGGCAUGCCGGAGGCGCUCCUGGACGACAUCCGGGAAGUGGCAAGAGAGUUCUUCCACCUGCCGUCCAAGGAGAAGCUCAAGUACGCCAACCAGACGGAGGGCGGCGAGUUCCAGAACGAGGGCUACGGCACCGACCGCGUGGACACCGACGAGCAGAUCCUCGACUGGUGCGACCGGCUGUACCUCCAGGUCCAGCCGGAGGACGCGCGGCAGCUGAGACUCUGGCCGGACCACCCGCCGUCGCUCGGCAACCUCCUGCACGAGUACACGCUGCGGAGCGAGCAGGUGGCCAAGCAGGACUUCUUCGUCGGCCGGCACGUCGGCGAGAAGGUGGCGACGUACGCACGGCUCACCUACUACCCGCCGUGCCCGCGCCCGGACCUCGUGCACGGGCUGAAGCCCCACACCGACAACUCCGUCAUCACGACGCUCCUCCUCGACCGCGACGUCGGCGGCCUCCAGGUUCUCAAGGACGGCCGGUGGGUCGACGUGCCCGUGCUUGGCUACGACCUGCUGGUGGUCGUCGGCGACGAGAUGGAGAUCAUGAGCAACGCGGUGUUCAGGGCGCCGACGCACCGCGUGGUGACCAGCCACAGGGAGAGGAUGUCGCUGGUGCUCUUCUACCAGCCGGAGCCGCACAGGGACCUGCAGCCCGCCGAGGAGCUGGUGGACGACGCCCGCCCGGCGCUGUACAAGAAGCUCAACGUCAAGACCUUCGCCGACGGGUUCUGGGACGCCUUCGCGCUCGGCGAGCCCACCAUCACUACCUCAAUGGCCAGGGUAGUAGACAAGGAGGCCGCUGCGUGA